AUGGGUACAAGACAGGACCCGAACGGAACUCACAAAAAUGGCGGUGGCCCAUCCACUGCUCUAGCUUACCUCGACCCUAAAUACUGGGAUGAACGAUUUUCUACUGAGGAGCAUUACGAGUGGCUCAAGGACUACUCUCAUUUCCGGCACCUCAUUCAUCCUCUAUCACUCCCAAUUCUUCUGUAA
Messenger RNA from Prunus armeniaca (apricot), 186 nucleotides. Lineage: Eukaryota; Viridiplantae; Streptophyta; Magnoliopsida; Rosales; Rosaceae. The record is from the annotation of a GenBank genome assembly.